Molecule: messenger RNA, 1693 nt
Organism: Humulus lupulus (European hop)
Lineage: Eukaryota; Viridiplantae; Streptophyta; Magnoliopsida; Rosales; Cannabaceae
Product: homeobox protein ATH1-like
Exons: 5
Coding region: 232-1674 (480 amino acids)
Biological process (GO): regulation of transcription by RNA polymerase II
Molecular function (GO): RNA polymerase II cis-regulatory region sequence-specific DNA binding; DNA-binding transcription factor activity, RNA polymerase II-specific
Source: RefSeq, a predicted model, not a curated record
UUCCUAACUCUCUCCAUCAUCAUUUUUUGCCUUGAAAAAGCUUGGGGAGUCAGCUCAGCUUGAUGGUUAUAGCUUUAUCUCCUCUGCUCAUGGACAAGCACACAUGGUCAAUAAUAAUACUGCUCGAAAGCUAAGCAGACCAUCAAAACAGGAGAAGUUGUUUGUUUGUGCUGAGUGAGGGGUUUGAUAUACAAUCAUAUAUAGUACUGUUCUUGGCUGAGUUUUUCUGAUAUGGAGAAUAAUCAAACAUUUAAAUCUCUACUCACUGAUGGGAUUUCACCUCUUAAUUAUACAGCCAUGAACAACUCCUUUGUUCUUCAGUCUUCUUUAUUCGAUCAUCAUUAUCAUGGUGAUGAUCUCAGUUAUUAUAACCCUUUGAUAGAUUCCUACAAAAGAAGUUUCACUAGAGACGAAGUCUCCUUACUUGGCGGGGUUGGCACUGAGUUACAAGAAGAAACAGCUAACUUCAUGGCUGCAAAGGCAGCUGGCCAUGGCCAUGGCCAUGGAGUUCAAGAAAGCCUCGACGACUUAGCCAUUUCGGUUCCUCAUCAUAUGUACUCACCUUGUUUUGUUUCGAACCAAGACAACUCCUCUUAUGUUAGUUUUGAAAAUCAGUACUGGGGUGAUAUAGAGCUCGACCACCUUAGUGGGAAAACUUCUGAAUUUCAUCAAACGUUUGAUGAAAGUGUAUGGACUAAUAAUAAUAAUAAUAAUAAUCUCUUUCUAUCACUGGCCACAUCUCAGCCCUCUGUCACCACAGGCCUAGGCCAAUGCUCGGACAUGUCUGGCUCUGUUGCUGAGCCUAAUAGUGGCAACACCGAGAAAAUAAUGCUGGUUUCCGAGCAAAAUUCUUGCCACAACAGCAAAGUGAUAUCAGGAUCGAAAUAUCUUUCUGCAGCUCAACAAAUUCUAGCUCACGUUGCAGGCUUUUCGCUCGGAAAACUCGAUCACGAUCAUCAUUAUUGUUCGAGUAGUAUGAACUCUUGCUCAUUCUCAACAAUGUCAACAAUGGAUUCGACCUCCGAUGGUGGCUUCAGGCUUCAAGGAGAAACUACAUUAUUCGAAUCCCACCAACAAUUAACCGAUGAAAGAAAAACAGACAAGUUAUUGUUGUUGUCUCUGCUACAAAUGGUUGAUGAUCGUUACAACAAGUGUUUGGAAGAGAUUCAUUCAGUGGUAUCAGACCCUCAUAUACAUGCUCGUUUUGCUCUCCAAACAAUCUCUGUAUUGUACAAAGGCUUGAGAGAAAGGAUCAAGCAUUGCCUGGCCAUGGAAGCUACUGUGAGUUUCGAUCAUCGUGUCAAGGAAAAGGGUUUCGAGACCUCUUUUAUACAGAAACAAUGGGAUCUUCGACAGAAGAAGAAGCAGGAGCGGUUAUGGAUACCCCAGAGAGGCUUGCCUUUGAAAUCUGUGUCUGUUCUCAAAGCUUGGCUGUUUGAAAACUUUCUUCAUCCGUAUCCCAAAGAUGACGAGAAGCAUUGGCUUGCUAUAAAGAGUGGGUUGACAAAAAUCCAAGUAUCUAACUGGUUUAUGAACGCUCGAGGUCGGCUAUGGAAGCCAAUGAUACUUGAAAUGGAAGCAGAACUGAACAAAAUAAAGAAAAGCAACAAGAACAAAAGAAUUAGUAUCAACCAUAAAAUUAAUCAAAUUAGAGAAACAAUUAAUCUCGAUUAAUGAACAAGAUGUUACACAC